This is a messenger RNA of Pararge aegeria (speckled wood butterfly), 550 nucleotides long. Its product is annotated as translation initiation factor IF-2-like. The coding region runs from base 107 to 550 and encodes 147 amino acids. The transcript is spliced from 4 exons. Lineage: Eukaryota; Metazoa; Arthropoda; Insecta; Lepidoptera; Nymphalidae. The record is from RefSeq and is a predicted model, not a curated record.
GUAAGCUUUAAAAAUCCUACUAUAAUAUGAAGGAUUUCAUGUAUGAUAAAAAGCAACAUAAUUGAAUUUGAAUAAUACAUAAAGUAACUCCUAAGGAUUGCCUGUAAUGACCCUCCUCGCCCAUGCAGGCGCGGCGAGCGGCGUGGCGAGCGGCGCGGAUUCUGACGAGCGGCGCGCGCACGGCGCAAACCGUGCCGUCGAGAUAGUGGUGCAACCGCAGUCGGGCAGUCGCUCACGUGCCGUGCCCGCAGACGCACGCGUGGUGGCGCGCGCGCUGGGCGCCGCCGACAUCCUGCGCCUGCCCAUCGUGUUCGCGGACGACGAGCCCGCCGCGCCGCCCGCGGACGGCGACGCGGGCGGCGCGCUCUCCGUCACCGGCGGCCAGCCGCGGCUGACGCGCGUGCUGCUAGCCAAGCGUGCACCGCCGGCCCCGCGCGCCCCGUGCGCCCUGUCCGCCCCGUCCGCCCCGUCCGCCCCGUCCGCCCCGCGCGCGCGCGGCCGCCCGCCCCCCCCGCGCCCCGCGCUGCUCAAGCGGCGCGCGCAGCCGUAG